AUGAGCUCCAAACGCCCAGAUGCCUCCUCUUCCUCCCGCGACAUCGAGAUUGGAGGUCCCAGCGAGACAGAUUCACUGCUCGACAAAGGCCGUACAAGAGUGACGCGCUUCUUUCACGGCUUUGUAGACUUUGCAUUCCAGGGAAACAUUUUGCAAAUUGCCUUUGGUUUGAUCCUCGCCGCCGCCUUCACAGACCUCGUCAAAUCCUUCGUCAGCGCAAUCCUCAUGCCCCCCAUCUCCGUCAUCCUGCCCAUCAACAAGAACAUUGAGGAAAAGUUCGCCGUCCUCCGAGCAGGCCCCAAGUACAACGCCUCCUCGCCCGCCGGCGGCUACAACACGCUGCACCAAGCUCAGGCCGACGGCGCCGUCGUCAUGGCUUACGGCUCCUUCAUCUAUCAGAUGGUGUCGUUUAUCAUGGUCGGCUUUUCGCUGUAUGGGCUGGCGCACGUGUAUACGCUGUUGUCACAUGAUCCUAUUAUCAAGUAUUCCAAGAAGUGCCAGUAUUGCUUGAAGCGGAUUAAUGAAAAGUCUCGCCGAUGUAUUAAUUGCAGCAGCUGGCUUGACGGCAGAGAAGACUUAGAACAGCUCGAACAACGCAACUCGACCCAAAAUGAAUUAUGA
Trichoderma virens Gv29-8 is the source of this 621-nucleotide messenger RNA. RefSeq lists its product as uncharacterized. The transcript has 3 exons. Bases 1 to 621 code for a protein of 206 amino acids. Gene Ontology annotation, biological process: monoatomic ion transport; intracellular water homeostasis. The record is from RefSeq and is a predicted model, not a curated record. NCBI's taxonomy places the organism in Eukaryota, Fungi, Ascomycota, Sordariomycetes, Hypocreales, Hypocreaceae. Gene Ontology annotation, molecular function: mechanosensitive monoatomic ion channel activity.